Messenger RNA from Vicugna pacos (alpaca), 714 nucleotides. NCBI's taxonomy places the organism in Eukaryota, Metazoa, Chordata, Mammalia, Artiodactyla, Camelidae. The record is from RefSeq and is a predicted model, not a curated record.
AGCUCGCUCGCUCUGCCUCCUCGCGACAUGGCCUGGGGGCUUCUGAUCGUCGUGUGGCCUUUGCUGCAGCAGCUGCUGGCGCAGGUGACCAUGACAACAAGGGAGACCCUGUGUGACCCAGGCUACUACCUCACCGAGCUGUUCCAGGAGGGCCGCAGCGUCAGAGCGUGCAGGGAGUGUGAGUCUGGGACGUUCAGGUCCCACCCCAGUGCGGAGACCAGCUGCGUGCACUGCGCCCUCUGCCGCGACGAUCAGGAGGUGGUGGUUGAGUGCUCCCCGACCUCCGACCGGCAGUGCCAGUGCAAGGAGGGCCGCUUCUACUGUGACUCGGGGAGCUGCACGGAGAGCUGCUUCCGCUGUAAAAGAUGUGAAGGCAGCACCGUCCUUCAUCCAUGCAAUGCCACCAGGGAUACAGUUUGUGCCACAGAAAGUAAUCCAAAGCCAGGAAUCUCAAGCUGUUGGUGGGCACUACUUGUGCUCCUCCCCAUCUUCGCCAUCCUCAGCAUUCCCAUCACCCUUCACAACCAUAGCAAAAACGCCGAGAUAAUGAUCCAGGGCGCGGCGCCGGGAAGCCUGCCUGCCAGGCUGGCUCCAGCCCCCUCCCAGGGCCGGGUAGCCUUUCACGGCCCCCUUUCCUUGUACCUCAGCAUCAACCAGUCAGUGGCUUGUGCCAAGUGCAUCAGGCAUUCUGUGACCCCACGGUACCUGGUGUGA